Fusarium subglutinans is the source of this 825-nucleotide messenger RNA. RefSeq lists its product as uncharacterized. The record is from RefSeq and is a predicted model, not a curated record. NCBI's taxonomy places the organism in Eukaryota, Fungi, Ascomycota, Sordariomycetes, Hypocreales, Nectriaceae. The coding region runs from base 1 to 825 and encodes 274 amino acids. The transcript has a single exon.
AUGGCAGUAGAUGGCCAUGAGGUUGCUGUGACUGUCAAUCUUGCGGACGCGCUGCGUUGUGCCAGAUUACCAGAUAAGCCAGUCGUUACCUGGGCAGAUACUCUGUGCAUCGACCAGGCAAACGAUGAGGAGAGAUCAGUUCAGAUUCAGCUCACGGGCGCCAUAUAUCAGAAUGCAUACAAGGUUCUUGCGUGGUUAGGCGCAAGCGAUCACGAUAGCGACCACGCGAUAGACAUUCUCAAUAAAAUGGCGGCCGCGAUCAAACAAGGACAGGAUCCGCAGGAUGGAGAUGAAAGCUCCAUUGCUGAUGAUGAGACCAGCUGCGAUGAAGAGGAGCUGGGAUGUACUAUGAUGGGAAAUUUGCGGGCCAAGAUCAUUAAUACCGAAGAAGAAAUGGCUUCAAGCGUGGACGGCAUUGUCAAGGACCUGAACAGCCCUCAUUGGCUACAGCAUUUACCGGAACUAUCGACAGAAGACAUGCAAGAGCUCUCUUUCUUUCAAAAUCGUGCGUGGGACGCCAUUACGCAGAUCUUUGACAGGCCCUACUGGAGCCGUGUCUGGAUAUACCAAGAGCUGGUACUCGCCUCAAAUCUCCACUUGCAUUGCGGAGAAAGUUCUAUUAGCUGGCAAGACCUUUGCUUAGCUGCUUUCAUGACCGACCUCAUGCUCAAGAGGGUUGACCACCCACCGCAUUGCUUUUCUCCUUCUCCGUGGUCAAAGCUCACUUCUCGACCCAUGCAUCAAGUUGCGUUCGUACACCAUGACAGGCAGCAGAUGGCAAAGGGUGCUACACCUUCGUUGUACAACCGCAUAGAACUUUGUUGA